This is a messenger RNA of Oppia nitens, 1475 nucleotides long. RefSeq names its product COP9 signalosome complex subunit 3-like (gene CSN3). NCBI's taxonomy places the organism in Eukaryota, Metazoa, Arthropoda, Arachnida, Sarcoptiformes, Oppiidae. The record is from RefSeq and is a predicted model, not a curated record. Gene Ontology annotation, cellular component: COP9 signalosome. The transcript has 9 exons. Gene Ontology annotation, biological process: ubiquitin-dependent protein catabolic process. The coding region runs from base 156 to 1391 and encodes 411 amino acids.
UACAGAGAGUCAUUCAAACAUUUACUUUACUAUUGAAUGAUAUGUAUGUCUGACAACACGUGUCGCCACAGAAGUUGUUUUAGUUGUCCACUCAUCGAUUGCUUUGUGUAUAUUACUAGUGGUGUCGCCUAAAGAAGUGAGCCGACACCGCAACAAUGGUCUCACCAUUGGAACAGUUUGUCGGAAUGGUCCGCAACUUUUCAUCGCAAGGAAGCUUUGACCAAUUGUCGGAUUAUAUCUCAAAAAACAGUGACAUCUUAACCAAGAAUAGCACUCAUCUCGACGAUGUAAUGCAGACACUGGAUCUCCAGGAGCACAGUCUCGGCAUUUUAGCCAUACUUUGCGUAAAACUUAAUCUACCAAAUGUUGAAACAGAGGCACUGUUUCAUCAGAUCUGUGAGUUUAUUGUCGGUUGUAAUGGAGAACAGAUACGAGCGGCGCCGGAGACCUUCGCCUCAUUGUGUCAUCUGUUGACACAGAGACUUGUCGACCAGCGACAGGCCAUACGAGGCAUUGAGCUCUUAAGUAAUGCCAUAACCAAAGUUCAGUUGCAUUCAUCACAAUUGACAUCAAUUCACGCCGAUAUCUGUCAGCUUUGUCUUCUAUCUAAAUGUCUUAAACCGGCGCUUCAAUUCUUGGACAUAGAUAUCACAGAUAUCAGUAAAGAGAAUGGUCACUACGAUGUCAAGUAUUUUCUGCUUUACUACUAUUACGGCGGAAUGAUAUACUCGGCCCUCAAGAACUACGAGCGUGCGCUCUACUUCUUUCAGGUGGCCCUCACGACGCCAUCGAUGGCAGUCAGCCAUAUAAUGCUCGAAUCAUACAAGAAGUAUGUAUUGGUUGCACUCAUACACGACGGAAAAGUGCCGCCACUACCCAAAUAUACGUCACAAGUGGUCAACCGUUUCAUCAAACCAUUGAGUCAACCGUACACUGAUUUGGCCUCUGCUUACGGCUCGAACAAUGCCGAAGAGUUGACCGCAGUUAUCAACAAAUACACCGAUGUCUUUAACAGAGACACAAACAUUGGUUUAGUUAAACAAUGUGUUUCUUCAUUGCAUAAGAAGAACAUCCAGCGAUUGACCAAAACAUUUAUGACUCUAUCGCUCAAUGAUAUGGCAAAUAAGGUUCAGUUGUCGAGUGCUAAACACGCGGAGAAGCACAUACUCGAUAUGAUAGAAGACGGAGAGAUAUUCGCAUCAAUCAACCAAAGGGAUGGUAUGGUUGUCUUCUUAGACAAUCCACAAAAAUACAACUCAUCUGUAAUGUAUCGACACAUCGAGGAAGAUAUGAGGAAAUGCAUACAAUUAGAUGAAAAACUCAAGCAUAUGGACUAUGAGAUUGCAUUGAAUCCGAAGUACAUCCAAAAGAUGAGAGUAGAAGUCGAGUGAUUAAACGAUUAAAACAUUUUAUUGCUAUUACCGUAUAUGUAAUAACUAUUUAAAUGUCUAAAUAUGUCAAUAAAUCUAAUUUUU